Molecule: messenger RNA, 1210 nt
Organism: Glycine soja
Lineage: Eukaryota; Viridiplantae; Streptophyta; Magnoliopsida; Fabales; Fabaceae
Product: protein EXORDIUM-like 2
Exons: 1
Coding region: 44-994 (316 amino acids)
Source: RefSeq, a predicted model, not a curated record
UAUAAACACUACCCCUUCUCAAACUCUCAAAUACUCAUCGCCAAUGGCUCUUUCACACCAAUUUUCCUAUCUCCUCUUCCUCCUUCUAAUUCUCUUAUCUUCUCUCCCAAACAUUUCCCAAGCCACCUCUCGUGCCCCGAAUCGCAUGUUAGCUUUGGUUCAAAAACAACCACUUGUCCUAAAAUACCACAAAGGUCCCCUUCUUAAGGGCAACAUUACGCUCCAUUUGCUAUGGUACGGUACAUUCACCCCCACGCAACGCUCCAUAGUCAUCGACUUCCUCGAAUCCCUAACCUCCACGUCAUCACCUGAAUCCCCUUCAGUUUCCACGUGGUGGAAAACCACCGAGAGCUACAGGGGAGGCCCCUGCACCCUCGUCGUAGGGAACCAAAUCCUCGACGAGAAUUACUCCCUCGGAAAAUCACUCAAAAACGACAACCUCGUAGCUCUCGCGUCGAAUCCGAAACUAAAUUCGGCGCCCGGGGAUCGCGUCGUCCACGUCAUCCUCACCGCUGCUGACGUGGCGGUCGAGGACUUCUGCAUGAACCAGUGUGGGACCCACGGGAGGGGCAAGAACGGAAAUUCCGAAAAGAUCGCGUACGCGUGGGUGGGGAAUUCAGUUACGCAGUGUCCCGGGCAGUGCGCGUGGCCGUUCCACCAACCAUUAUACGGUCCCCAAACGCCGCCGUUAGUGUCGCCUAACGGCGAUGUUGGGGUUGACGGAAUGGUGAUAAAUUUAGCGACGGUUUUGGCUGGGGCGGUUACGAAUCCGUUUGAGGACGGUUACUACCAGGGGCCGGCGAGUGCGCCGCUUGAGGCGGUGUCGGCGUGCACCGGGAUUUUCGGGAAGGGGGCGUAUCCAGGCUACGCCGGGGACGUUCUGGCGGAGAACGCGACGGGGGUGAGCUACAACGCGGUGGGGAUGCGCGGCCGGAAGUUCCUUCUGCCGGCGAUGUGGGACCCACUCACCUCCACCUGCAAGACACUCGUGUGAGAUGAAUGUAAAGUGUAAAAAAUUAAAAAAAAAAAGUGACGAUAGAAUGUGGGUUUGUGUGCGUGUGAGAGAAGAGAGAAAUUUGCAAGUUGUGUCUAAGAGAGAGAGAUUUGCAAGUUUGCCUCGGACAGUCAUUUUUUUUGUAUUGUUAUUGUAAUGUUAGUUUAUGUGUGGUAAUAAGUAAUAAAUAAUAAAUAAUAAUAGAUAGUUUGGAUA